Molecule: messenger RNA, 3232 nt
Organism: Fukomys damarensis (Damara mole-rat)
Lineage: Eukaryota; Metazoa; Chordata; Mammalia; Rodentia; Bathyergidae
Gene: Ube2u
Product: ubiquitin conjugating enzyme E2 U
Source: RefSeq, a predicted model, not a curated record
CGUUGUCCAGCAGCGCUCACCCACCGGAAAGCGGAAAGGACAGCUUGCUAGCACGGCCUUACGCGUGCACGUCUCGCCCUCUCUUCACACGCGACCACAAGGGGUUCGUUCACCAGGGGCUCAUCACGUUUGUCCCGCGGGACGCGCCGCACAUGCGAAGGGCCUCAAUUUCCCUUCUGGAAGUCCUCAUGCAGAGGAGGCAGAGGAGAGAAGAAGGUCACUGUGCUCUUUCAGACCUAGAAGCUGCUUAUCCCGGAGCGGCCUGGGCUCCAGAAAGCAGGCGGCUUCUAUUAGUGUAUGGGAGGGGCACCCCGAGCCUCGGCUGCGCGGCUCACAGUGACCCUGAGGAGUGUGGGGCUGCCCGACCAUGCUGGGCCGAGCCUGCCUCUUGCUUCAGAGAGACUUCAGAGAGUUGAUGGAGAAAGGUUACGAGGGUAUUACGGCCUUUCCUGUAAGUGAAGAUAUGAUGGAAUGGAAGGCUAACAUUGCAGGUCUACAGAAUUCAGUCUGGCAGGGGUUAGCUUUCGAAGUGACAGUAAGUUUUACACCAGACUACAACUUUGUCCCUCCAGCCGUGAGAUUUGUCACAAUUCCUUUUCAUCCCAAUGUAGACCCGGAUACUGGUGAGCCCUGUAUCGACUUUAACAACCCUGAUAAAUGUAAUCCAAGGUACACAUUGAUCCGCAUCUUACUCACCCUGCCGGUUAUGCUUUCUAACCCAGUGACCAAAAAUCCUGUGAAUUUGGAAGCGGCCCAGAUGCUGACCGAAGAUCUGUCCAUGUACCGGAGAGUACUUCAGAGACUUUUCCAGGGACCAUUACAAUUGGAAGACAGCUGCCCCCUGCUACCUGAACACUCACCCAAGCUGCUCAGUGCUGAGAACAGAACGCCCAGCUGCACACAUGCUAGGCCAAGCAAAGCCAACUCAUUUGAUGAUUACCACAAGACCCUUAGCCACGUCGCAAGCCUCGGAAUACCACAGAAGGCCACAGUACAAAAAUGCCUAAUUUCCAAGGUUUGUGGCCGGGGCUGCAUUGUCAAGUGGACACAGUGCCCGGGGCCGGAAGAGGGACCACGCAGGACCCUGGCUGUGCGAGUGUGGUGUCGAGAGAUGGUAACUGGCAAGCCCAGCCGUGAGCCCGAGUCGGACCCUCCAACCCACACAGCUUUCCAGAGCAGCAGGCCGGUGUGCGGGCAACGUGCCGACUCCAAACCGGCAGCGCAAGAAAGGAACAGAAGCACAUCCGAGACCUAAAAUAAUCUGGGAAGUCUCUCUUCAAACAAAGAACAACUGAGAAAUGGAAGGAAAGAAUAGAGCCGCCAGACUGCUGUUUCUUCCUCCUACGAUUUUGGCCCCCAAAUCUUUAACUUUGUUGUUUCCACCGUAGAAUUCAACUCUCUUCGUAAAGCCAAUAGCUAAUAACGGCUCUUUUCGGCCCAGGCGGAUUUCUGACAUUUUGAAGCUAGCUCUCUGCCAAAUUUUCAAAGUCACCCUGUGUCCUCUUCCCCUGCAGAGUUCAUCUAGGAGCUUUCCUUCAGUAAUAACCGGCACUUCAUUAAAAAAAUGAAAAGUAAACUUUACGUGCCCUGCUGGCCGUUUGUCGUUGGAGAGUCGGGCUGGAUUGGACCCAGUGCUGUCUUUCUCAGUGGCCUAAUUUCCUGGCGAUAACAAAGAUAAAGCUUGUAGGUGAUGGAAUGCUUCUGCAAUGACUCAGAAAUAGAAGGAAAACUUGCAGUAAUCUUAUUUUCUACACUUGCCUUCUUAUCAUCGUGCUUGAAGAUCCACACUUCCCUGAACAGUACUCCAAAUGGAAGGAAAUGGAUCUGCCAUAUCCCGAAGAGUGGAAGUUCAAAUUUGCCAUCGCCAGGUCUCGGUUUGCCCGAGAGAGCAGAGUACCAAGCAGUGUCAGCCUUUCAGGGGAGAUGAACCACCUCUGCCCUACUCCAGAAGAACACCCUACUGAGUCACAACCAGAACUAGAUCAUGUCACAGAGACCCAUGAAACAGAGGACGUGUGAAAGGAUGAGGAUUCGCCCUAUGACUAUUACACGUAUGAUCUGGGGGAAGAAGAAGUGGAUGAGCUGAUCGCCUGGACCAUGCUCUCAAUGCAGAUGCUUUAGACGACUAGACCUGCGCUCCCUCUCCACAACUCAACAAACAGGCAGCCUCCACCAUGGUUGGAUUCUGCUUUUCACAAGUUGGUCUCAUCCUCUUUCUGUAAGUGCAGAGGAGGAAAAUACAAGUGAGCAUAAAGUGGUGAAUAUGUUACUGUGAAUGGUUUGAGUCCUACUUCUGUGCCUGGAACAGAGUUAGCCAAGUUAGAUGCACUCGUUGUUGUAAAGUAGAUGUUCUCAGGCACAGAGCUACUGCUGUUAGGCAACCAAGUCUAAGAUUUUCAGGGAGGAAGUAAGUCAGAAAGGUGUUGGGCCAGGAGGGGACCUCUGGAGACUGGACAGAACCCAAACAGUGGGAUCUAUUCAUUCAUCUACACCCAUCCUGUUUCUUGUUUCCUCUGUAUUCAAAGGAGGAGAUGCCCUACUGUAUACUGAUGUCCUUCUGCUGUCUUCCUGAGCUCAUGCUGUUUUCUCUUUGACCAUGACCAACCAACCUCUCAUACUCUUGUAUCUUUAUUUUCUCCCUCUUUCUGCUGUGUUGCCUCAAUUGGUAGUUUUGCUUGUGUCUCUCCUGUUCUAAAAUGAGCCUGCUACAAAACACAUGUGGGACCUUGCUUCAGGGAUAAUGGGAAUAAAAAUAGGCAGCAGUAUGAAUUUGCAAGUGAAAGCUUUGAGAAGGAAGGAAAAUGAGAAAGAACGUUAGCUGGAGCCAAAGAAAAGCAGAAGGGGACUGAUGGAGAAGCUCAGACUAGUCCAGGAGACAAAGGAAAGAAAGAAACAAGCUGUUAUGGGCUACGGUGCAGGCUAGGAUCUGAUAACCUCCCAGUGGUUCAUAAGUAUGGAAUUUUUGGAGCUUUCCAUGUGGGGAGUAUUCCUUCCUUGUGUGGCAUGUCUCAGUGGUCGUUCUCAUUGGGACAUCAUGGUGCGCCAUUCCUCACCUAUUACGACACCCCUUGUCCCUGCAGGAAGAGAGGGUGAAGGGGGUGGUACCUCCUGUGCACUGUUGGAAGAGGCCUGGGGAAAAGACAUCUCUACCUCUUGGAUGAAGGCCUGAGACUCCCUCAUGCUCUUGUCUUCAUGUGGGGGCUCUAGGCUAAGGCCAUAUUAUUAUUACUCU